Drosophila albomicans is the source of this 2186-nucleotide messenger RNA. RefSeq names its product dr1-associated corepressor homolog. The record is from RefSeq and is a predicted model, not a curated record. The transcript is spliced from 2 exons. Bases 1146 to 2186 code for a protein of 346 amino acids. NCBI's taxonomy places the organism in Eukaryota, Metazoa, Arthropoda, Insecta, Diptera, Drosophilidae.
GUGUCUGCUGCAGCAGCGCGGCAUUUAGUUAAGUUAGCCAUGAAGUGAACUCAACUGAACCGAAACAGUCCCGAAAUUCAGCCCGAACACCACAACAACUAUGACUAACUGCCUCUGUGUGUGUGUGUAUGUGUGUGUGCUUCAAGUGGUUUGUCUGUGCUGCUUUUGGCUUAGAUUUCUGGCCAAUUGUUUGGCAUUUUUUGAAGAAGUCGCGACGCUGGCAGACAGCAACGCGCGCUCGUCCAGGACUCAAACUCUCGACGUUCGACGCUCGACGCUCGACACUCGAGUCGCAGUUCGAGUUAGCCAACUCGUCGGCCCAGUUAACAGCCAGCAGCAGCGCCUUCGUGCGUGUGCGUUCUCCAUCUCGCUCUCACUCGUAUUUCGCUGUCUGUGUGUGUUCUGACUUCGUCGUCGUUGCUGCUGCUGCUGUUGGUUGACUGCUGGCGCUUUGUCAACGUCGAGUUCAUACAAUUGUGGCACGCGGCGCGUUAAGCACGUGGCUCUGACUGAUAACACACAGUGUGUGUUAGCCAAGGCUCAGACUAAGUGUGCGACAGAGACAGCGGCGUCAGCCUACCAGCAAGACCAAGACCAAGAGCAAGAGCGAGAGAAAGAGAAAGAGAAAGAGAGAAAGAGCAAGCUAAACGCGAUCCGUGCAUAUUUUUUGCAAUUUUUUUCGUGUGCAAAACCAAACUACUUAAACAACGUUUGUGUGUGUGCGUGAGUGCGUGUGUGUGUGUAUGUGUGUGUGUGUGUGUGUCGAGCCUUAUCAAUGCACUUAACAACACUGUGAUAAACAAGUGGCCUACCACAACAACAUCAACAACAUCAGCAACUAAUUUUUUUUGUCCUCGCAAAGUGCAGUGAAAAAAAAAAACGAAAAGCUUAAACAAAGCUUCAGCAAAUCCGCAAACGAAAUAAAUACUUAAUUAAUUAAUACGUAAAGGCACAAUUUUAAACACCUUUAUAGCAAACUUUCAAUCAAUAAAUAAUAAUACUAACCAAAGAAAAAAAAAAUCAAAUAUUAUUAUUCAAAUUUAUAAUUGCACAAUUUAACAAAGAAUUUGAUAAGAAUUUUUGAAAAACGUAAUACACAAAAUAUAUCUGCCAGCAAACAAAUAUAUCAAUAAUUGGUUUCAACAAUGAGUGCACCGAAUGGCAACAGCAACACCAACACCAACACCAACAACAAUGGCAAUGGUAAUGGCAAUGGCAAUGGCAACGAGCAACAGCCACGUGCAACAACUAGCAACAGCAGCAGCAGCAGUCGUCAAGUUGUUGACAUUUCGACAGCAACAGCAACAGCAACAGCUGCUGACACACAGCCACGCCCAGCCACGGCGCCAGCUCGCAGCAGCAACAACAACAACAACAACAAUAACUACAGCAGCAGCAGCAGCAACAGCCACACCAGCAACAACAACAACCAUGUGCCGCAGCCCAGCAGCAGCAACUGUAACAACAACAACAGGCAGAGCCAGAGCAGCAGCAGCAGCAACAACAACAACGAGAGCAGCCACAGCAGCAGCCUGGUUGUCAGCAACAUUACAGCGGCAACCACACACGCCAGCAGCAGCCAGAGUCAGAGUCAGAGUCAGAGUCAGAGCAGCAACAACAAUCACAUCUAUGUGAAUCCGCACAGCUACGACAGCAGCAGCAGCACCGCAGGCAGCGGCAACAUCAGCGGCUCGACUGCAGUGAUGUUGCCAUCAUCAACGACAGCAACAUUACCGCUGCCAGCAACAACGCUGCCGCUGACGCUGCAACUGUUGCCCACGGACAGCGCACAGAACAGCAGCAGCAACAGCAAUGGCCUGAGUCUGGGCGCGAUCAGUCGACCAGCAACAUCGACCACGCUAAGCACUUUGAACACAUAUCUUUUUCCCUGUGGCGCCGAUUCGGCGGGCACAAUUGGUGGCGGGACUUUUAACGGCAGCGCCAGCUACGAUCUCGACAGCAACUUCAGCCAGAUGGUGGCCAACGGUGGCAGCGAGGCGGGCAGCAGCUCAGCGGCGCAGAGUCCAGCCUUUGGCGGAGGAGGAGGCGGAGGAGGAGGAGGCAACUUGGGAUUGGGACUUGCUGUGAACUUUGGUGGCUUUAUCAACAAGCGACGCAUUCGCAAGCUGUUUGGCGUUGGCGCCAGCAAUGUCAGCGAUAGCCUGGGACCUUACGGAGUUCCAUAA